Messenger RNA from Anoplopoma fimbria (sablefish), 1193 nucleotides. RefSeq lists its product as uncharacterized. The coding region runs from base 93 to 1193 and encodes 366 amino acids. Lineage: Eukaryota; Metazoa; Chordata; Actinopteri; Perciformes; Anoplopomatidae. The transcript is spliced from 5 exons. The record is from RefSeq and is a predicted model, not a curated record.
GUUGUCCACGACGGAAGGAGCCAUGUUGAGCUGCAGAGACGCUGUUUAACGGUACAGUAGGUGUCCGGAGCUACACUAUAGUCAUAGCAAACAUGUCGGCGGACGACUUCCAGAGCAAGUACUCCUCCGUCAUGGAGAGCAUGCUGAAGGGGGCCAUCGCAGAGACCACAAAACUUUUCGAAACUAUGGUCGACGAGCUGAAGGCGGAGAUCUCUCGAGUGAAGAAGGAGAACGAGGACCUGAAGAUACGAUGCAGUCAGUUUGAGAAGGAGAGAAACCAGCCUGCUGCUCCUCCAGGGCCCAGAGACGGCUCAGAGAAACGCGACCGGGCGGUCCAGUGCGACCUUGUGCCUCUCCGUACAAUUCUGGUGGAGCAAUGUCAACCACUGAGGCACUCAUCUUUGCAAAACCAAGAGCAACAAUGCAGUUAUGAGCAGACGGAGAGCAGUUUGCAGGACCACACCUAUGGAGAGGGAACUAGUCAAAUGGCCUUCAUACUUAUCAAACAGGAGGACUCUUAUGAUGAUUCUUCUCGGCAGUCUGUCCUGAAGCAAGAGAUAGCAGAACCGACCGUUUUCUGUGGGCUAGUCUUGAGUGAUCAAGCAGGUUCACCACAGACCUCUGCUUGUGCAACUGAAAAUGAAGGGCCUCUCAAUAUCCAGAAAUAUUCAACUGGAGAAAUACCAUUGCCUAAAAACUAUGAAGACACUCGAAUGACUUUGGAGCGACCCUAUUUGGUAAUGGAUAGCGCUAUACAAGGAGUCCAGAACCAAUCGUCUGAAUUGGAGCAUUCACUAGUCUUCUCACUGGCUGCAAUAAAGGAACACAUGGAAGAAGAGUCUGAAGUCAGUCAGGGGGGAGAACUCAUAACAUCUGAAAAACACCCAUUUGUGGUUGCUCAGCAUCAAUCAGAGGUUGAACCCCUUGAAAGAGAGCAACCAUCGGCGAAACCCCAACAAUGUCAGAGAGAGUGCGAAGUGUCAGUAUGUGAACAGGCUAAUGUUUCUCAGCAACAUUAUGUAAAUGGGAAAUCUACCGAACAACGGCUUGCACAGCCUACACCACUCAAGAAAGGAGAAACAUGUGAACAAUUAAAAAGUUUCACAAAAAGUGGGGCUCGUCCCCAGCCUGAGUUGUCAGUACAACGUAGAAGAGGACGGCCACCAAAGAAAUCUAGACGAAAAAACAUCUGA